CCGGGUCGGCCGGGCUGGAAGAUGGCGGCGCCCAUGGAGCUGUACUGCUGGGCCAGCGGCUGGGGCUUGCCUACGGUGGAUCCCGACUGCCUGACGGUGCUGACUUAUGCCCGCUUCACAGGAGCGCCUCUCAAGGUUCACAAAAUCACAAACCCAUGGCGAAGCCCCUCAGGGACCCUUCCAGCGCUGAGGACCAAGGACGAGGGCAUUCUCUCCGAUACGCACCAGAUCAUCACUCAUCUCAGGAAACAGAAAUUCAAUGCCGAUUAUGACCUCUCGGCUCGACAGGGGGCCGACACGCUAGCCUUUGUGUCUCUGCUGCAGAAGAAGCUGCUGCCUGUAUUGAUCCACACAUUCUGGGGAGAUGCCAAAAACUACGUGGAGCACACGCGGAAGUGGUAUGCUGAGGCCAUCCCCUUCCCGCUGAACUUCUUCCUGCCCAGCCGCAUGCAGAAGCAGCAGCUAGAAAGGCUGCAGGUGGUCUGCGGAGAAAACUACCUGGACAGCGAGGAAGAGCUGGAGAAGGAGCUGUACCGGGAAGCCUGUGAGUGCCUGACGCUCCUGUCCCAAAGGCUUGGCAGGCAGAAGUUCUUUUUCGGAGACUCGCCUGCUUCCUUGGAUGCCUUUGUCUUCAGCCACCUGGCCCCGCUCCUGAAGGCCAAGCUGCCCAACGGGAAGCUCCAGCACCAUUUGAAGUCCUUGCAGAAUCUCUGCAAUUACUGCACGGCUAUCUUGAGUCUUUACUUCCCCUGGGAUGAAGGUGACCCUCCGCCCGUGGUUCCAAAGGCAGCUGCUGGGGAUGGAAGCGAGUCUGAGGAGGAGCCCUACAAACGCCGGAACCAGAUCCUGUCAGUGCUGGUGGGUCUGGCGGCCAUGGUCGGUUACGCUUUCCUCAGCGGCAUCAUCUCUGUCCAGAGGCAGGCGCCGAGUCAGUUACGGCCUCGUGCCAUCACCCUGGAGGAGGAAGAGGAGGAGGAAGAGGAGUGACCUGCAGAGGCUGAAAACGAGAGGCACCAUCUUUCCACAGACUUGUUUUGUACCUUGUCAGGCCUGACCCACCCGCCUCCUCGGACUCUUUCCUCAUAUUCAUUCCAGAAUUCCGGCAGGGAGGGCGGGGAGCCAAGGACAAUAAAUCCACGUGAAUCCUUUGUGGCUUC
Messenger RNA from Eublepharis macularius, 1157 nucleotides. It is a transcript of the gene MTX1, whose product is annotated as metaxin 1. Gene Ontology annotation, cellular component: SAM complex. NCBI's taxonomy places the organism in Eukaryota, Metazoa, Chordata, Lepidosauria, Squamata, Eublepharidae. Gene Ontology annotation, biological process: mitochondrion organization. The record is from RefSeq and is a predicted model, not a curated record. Bases 22 to 987 code for a protein of 321 amino acids. The transcript is spliced from 8 exons.